Molecule: messenger RNA, 1095 nt
Organism: Vitis vinifera (wine grape)
Lineage: Eukaryota; Viridiplantae; Streptophyta; Magnoliopsida; Vitales; Vitaceae
Product: cysteine-rich repeat secretory protein 38-like
Exons: 1
Coding region: 1-1095 (364 amino acids)
Source: RefSeq, a predicted model, not a curated record
AUGCCUUCUCCACUUCGGCGUUGCCUCGUCUUCCUCUUUCCCCUCCUUUCACUGGCCUAUGAGGACCCUCGUGCGAAUCUAUGUGAUGGUACCAUCACCUACGCCCCUAAUUCUACCUUCUCCUCCAAUCUAGACAGAGCUCUCCAGACUCUUCAGAACACUACUGCCUCCAACGGUUUCGCCACCACGAUCGCCGGCAGCAUUAGCCAGACAGUGACAGCCCUCGCCCUCUGUCGUGCUACCAUAACCCCAUCAGAUUGCCAGCUAUGCAUCGAUGCUGCCACAUCGGGCAUUCGAAAUGUAUGUCCCAAUGGAACAGCAGCUCAGGUGUGGUACACCCUCUGCAUGCUGCGGUACUCCAGCCAGAACUUUGUGAACAAAACUGACUACACCAUCGCCUUCAUCUUGGUUGAUACUCGCGAUGCUCCAGAUCCUGAUCAUUAUGAUGCGAAAACUAAGAUGUUGAUGCAGAAUCUGUCGUCCACUGCCGGCGUAUCUGAGAGGAGAUAUGCAGUGGGAAGAACAACAGCACCAGAAAACCGCACCCUCUAUGGCUAUGUUGAUUGCACUCGUGACGUCGAUGGAGAUAGCUGCAAGCGAUGCCUAUUGACAACAACAAGUGCCGUAGACUCUUGCUGUUUGGAUCGAUGGGCGGUUUGGAUUGCUACACCAACAUGUAAUAUCCAGUUCGAUAUGGAUCCUGUGCAUGAUGAUUGGGUCAAUGGCCCUUAUAUCAACACAGAUACGACUCCAUCUCCAGCACUGGCGCCGGCCCUAGCGGCAUAUAAUCAUGCUGGAAGUGGAAGUCGGGUAAUCAAAAUUGCUGUUGCUUUAACAGUUGGAACAGUUGGAAUAGUUGUUUUGGCAGUUGUGGUACUGUGUGUUGUCAAGUGGAGGAAAAGAGACGAAGUGGAGAGAGAAGGCUUUGAAGUUGCAGAAGAAGACAGCGAGGGAAUUGGCACGAGAUCUUUCCUGUAUGAUUUGGAAGUUUUGGUUGCUGCAACUGAUAAUUUUUGUUUGGCAAAUCGGCUGGGUGCUGGUGGGUUUGGGAGUGUCUAUAAGGUAAUUAAUGAUAUGAUCAUAUUGACUUUUUAG